CUUUAGCCUCGUUGACCGAGCCGCCUUGUUUCACCUAAUUUUCUGAACUCAGUAAAACUGGCUCAUCAGUUUUGGAUUUCUUAUCACCCACCAACUGGUGCGAAACAUACCUCCGGUGGGGAUGAAACGCCACCCAUCCCGGAGGAGGAACUGGAACAGCAGAAAAUUGAACAUGAAAAACAAAUGCAAAAGGAAAAAGAAUGCCAAGCAAGAGAAGCAGAGGAAGUCAGGAAGUUGGAUAUAAAACUUCUUCAUCAGCGGGCUAUAGAAGCAGAAGAGGAACAAAAGCGAGAGAUUGCUGAAGCAGUCGAAGAGUUGCGAGGGAUAAGCACUUCAUGGUCGCAUCAUAGAUUAUGUGACUUACAAAGGCAAGCCGCGAGAUGGCGCCACAGUCGGCCAUCAAUACCGGACACGAAACAUUAUAGAAAUGCUAUGAAAAAAGCCUGCAGCGCCCAGCUGACGAAACCUCAAUCCAGCCAAAGUAUAAGCGACAAUGAAGGCAUCUUCAUAAACCUUUCACGGCUUGGAUCUUGUAGAGAUGAAUCAAUUGAUAGCGACGGCUGCUGCGAAACACCAUGCUGUAUCAGUGGAGAGGAAGCAAGGAAUUGGAGAGCGUCAGCUAACGAUGUCAGUCCAUCAGUCAGAGGCGAGCUCGUCAAAGCUCCAUCGUGUCCAGGAUGUCGCGCUCCGAUCGCUUCGCUUGAUUGUAUGGACGAAUUCAGCGCUAAUUCACAGCAAAUGUUGGAUCAAGCCGGCGAAAUGAAUUCGUCGAAGCACAUGUCAGCCUACAUGGGUAACCAUGCAAGUAUGCCUUCAUCAGUGACGCCUGGUCUUCGUUACAAGAACUUGGGAAAGUCAGGCCUGAGGGUACCGAAUAUUGGCUUAGGACUAUGGACGAUGUUGAGUGAAGAUUGUGCAGAGGACAUCAUCAUGACCGCUUUAGAAAACGGCAUCAAUUUGUUUGACCUUUCAGAGGCGCAUUGUGCCAGAGGUGAAGUUGAGCUGGGCAGAAUACUGAAAAAGAGAAAUGUAAGGCGAACGAGUGUUAUUAUAACUACAAAAAUAUAUUGGAGUACGAAGUUUCCUCAUGCUAACAGGUCAGAUGAAAGGGGUUUAUCUAGAAAACAUAUCAUUGAAAGUGUAAGGGCGUCACUUCAAAGACUUCAAGUCGAUUACAUAGAUGUCGUACUUUUGCACAAAACUGAUCCAGUUUGUCCCAUGGAAGAGUUGGUUCGCGCAAUGAAUUUUGUGAUCAAUCAAGGAUGGGUUAUGUAUUGGGGAACAGCUCGUUGGUUGCCGUCUGAGAUAAUGGACGCGUACACUAACUGCCGACAGUUCAACUGUAUCACACCAAUCGUUGAACAGACCGAGUAUCAUAUGUUCUGCAGAGAAAAACCCGAGAUAUACAUGCCUGAACUGUACCAUAAGAUAGGUGUUGGCAUCAUGUGUCUGAUCCCAGGGAUGAUGGCAUGGUCUGCAAUAACAACUGGCAAAGGUCGCGAAGAAAUAACCGGGCUUUUUGCAAAGUCCCGAUUCAACAGGAAAUACAGCACCUUCAGCUGGUGUGAAGAAGACUUAGCUGGUGCAGAUGUAAGCGAGGUCAGUCCAAUGAGGAUUUCCAAUAGCAAGGAACAGGUGGCUGGAGAGGAACUACGCACUUAUGGAGACAAACUGCGUGAUCUGGCUAAUCUUGCAGCUACAAUGAAUUGCACUAUGAGUCAACUGGCUGUCGCUUGGUGCCUCAAAAAUGAGUCCAUAAACUGCUUACUGCUGGGCGCCAACAGUGUUGAACAAUUUAAAGAAAAUAUUCAUGCUUUACAGAUCGUACCCCAGCUCACACCAGUGGUGAUGAUAGAGAUCGAGAGAUUACUGUCUAACAAGCCACAAAGACCACCAAUGGUCUCGACGCUCGCGAUGCGCAAUCAACAGAACAGUGCCACGGUUCGAGUAGAUUUGACUGGAGCUUCUACAUCUGGUGCGGGAUCACCUAAACCAGAUGCUGAGGGCGCUGAAGUCGAGAUCACCACUCCCGCUAAAGAGUCGGGGCGUGGCUUUUGUGAGAUUCAGUGACCGUGGUGGCGCGGAAGCACUGAGUCUGCUUCCAAAUCUAGUAAAUCAAAGGAAUCAGUUAAGGACGGCAAGCCUAAAUUCUUUUUGAACAAUGCUGGAGAAGUGAUUAGACGCAUCGAGCAUAACGGCGUCUCAACUGAUGUGGUAGUAUCUAUUUCAUCAUUGAAAGGGAAACAACCAGCAUCGGGGGGCAGCAAAGUCAAAAAAUCCAAAUCGGACAAUUCGAAGCCCCGUUCGGCCUCUUUGCAACGGUCGUCUUCAGGACAACUCUCGGUUUCUAGGGACCGACGUAGGUCACGAUUUGACUUGCCUUCACCAGCUGACGUGUAAAAUUGAGACACACAUAAUGUCAUUUUGUAACGAUAAUGGUUCUUUUAAUGAAAAAAUAUGACAACGGCUGAAGUAAUAUUAUAUGGAGUUAGUUAAGAAUAAUGUCAGUGAACAGUUUCUUGUUCACUUUGAUGUGGGAUAAUGCCCUUGUAUCGUAUAUUUGUACUUAUAAUGAAGAUGGCAAAAUCGUAUUUGAAUUUCUCGACGCCGACAAAUUUUGGCUGUAAACGGGACUGUGAUGAAAAGCUGGAUUUACUCUAAUAUUUUAAAAUGAAUGUCGAUACGAUGUAACUGAUGCUGGUACCGGGUAGUCUUCAUAAUGUAGUAUUUUCGUGCAGAGCACAUUGAGACUACUCUUAAGUUAGUUUCAAAUUUCGUAGGAACAUUAUUAAAAGUAGAUUUCUUUGAUGUUAGUUAACGAUUGAUGUUCUAAUGAUUCUUAAAAUCAAUAUAUAUGCUUUUUUAUGUAUUUAACGCGUUAUAAACAAUUUCAUAAAUUUUCAUAAUAAGAUAAUCGUUCAUGUACUACUUACUCAAUCGUUUAGUUGUACUGUUGGUCUUUUCAACGCAUAAUUUACUUAAAACACAUGUACCGAGGCACUAAAUAUUUUGUGUAGAUUUGGUUUAGGGAAUGAUAACCUUAAAUUUUAAUACGAUUUUUGAAUUAUGUACCGAAUGUACGAGAUAUGACUUAGAUAUUAUGUAGUUCGUGGUAAAUCUGUAGUUACAAUCGUUACAGUGCGUUUAGGGUGUCUUUUAAUUUAGACGAAAGAAGUGGAGCUUACUGCCGCGUUCACGAUACAGUUUGCACAUGCUAUUA
Messenger RNA from Vanessa tameamea, 3220 nucleotides. RefSeq names its product Hyperkinetic (gene Hk). The record is from RefSeq and is a predicted model, not a curated record. Bases 184 to 2070 code for a protein of 628 amino acids. The transcript has 19 exons. Gene Ontology annotation, molecular function: potassium channel regulator activity; transmembrane transporter binding; voltage-gated potassium channel activity. Gene Ontology annotation, cellular component: cytoplasm; voltage-gated potassium channel complex. Lineage: Eukaryota; Metazoa; Arthropoda; Insecta; Lepidoptera; Nymphalidae. Gene Ontology annotation, biological process: regulation of potassium ion transmembrane transport; potassium ion transport.